ACAGUCACGCUCUAGCAGGAAGUGCUUGUAGUUGGUUGCUACAGCAACAGACAGACGCUACUGUCUAACCUGGAGUUAGCAUACAGCUAAGAGCUGAGUGUUUACGAGAAGAGAAGACGUGUUUCAGUUGCAGAUGGAGGCCUCCUCACAGAGUAGUAACGGCAGAGGACUAUGGAACAAGCCCAGAGCCACCCAGUACAGCAAGGAGACCCAGGAUAUGCUGAGAUUAAUGAUGCAGGAAUCGAGAUUCACCAACCUCCAGAGAAAACAGAUCAACGAAUGCCUCAAGAACGGAGCAUCUUUACCACUGACCUCUGACCCCACAUCCUCAGCUUCCCCCCCUCAGGCUAAAACUAGUAAAUCUGUCCAGAAACAUCUGCCGAGCAAGCCCCAGAGACGCAGCGCUGAAUCUUGUCGCAUUGGGGACAGCUACGUCAGAGAAAAAUUCCAUCCUGGUCCUUUAAGAGACUUAGAGAAAGAGAAGAUGAGGCUUCAGAGUAUAAUGGCGACAGGAGAAGAGCCCACAGCUGCAUCUUCCCACAAUGCAUGUCAGAACCCAGAAGUGACAGAGCAGAAAGACCGGUAUCAGGAAGUUCUGGAUGAGAUAGAGGAGAGGAGACAGUUUCUGGCAGAUAUGUCCUCUCUGGGUCAGGAGAAAAAGUACGUCAACAUCAUCAACACUGAGAUAUCCCAGAGGAUUCGAGACCUGCAGGUGUUGGACAAGGCCAGGAGAGAAGAGGAGAUGAGAGCUGCAGAGCAAAUAACAGAAAAGAUGGAGCUGAAAGAAACAGGAGAGAAGACUCACUGCCACUGACUGAGCAUUUGGAAAUUACGUAGAAAUCCAAGUACAAGCUAUAUAACUUCAAAUUCAGAUUAUGAAUGGGUCAAGUCAAGUAUGAUAUAAUGAGUGAUGUCUGCAAAGAGGCUACAGCUGACCGGCUGCUCUGUGCUUCAACUAUAUAAGCAGUUUGUGUGUGACAGCACAGCAGUGAAGAUAAAACUGUGAUAUCAGGCUGUGAAAGCAUUAAACUUAAAAGAAAGAUCAU
Molecule: messenger RNA, 1046 nt
Organism: Sebastes umbrosus (honeycomb rockfish)
Lineage: Eukaryota; Metazoa; Chordata; Actinopteri; Perciformes; Sebastidae
Gene: c3h22orf23
Product: chromosome 3 C22orf23 homolog
Exons: 7
Coding region: 134-814 (226 amino acids)
Source: RefSeq, a predicted model, not a curated record